AUGGCACGCGUGGGCUUCCACGUCUUCCUGGUCCUGUACUUUUCCUUGCUACACUCCGGCUCCGGACGCCCGCCUCGCAUCAGGAAGGCCGUGUCGCCUCGAGCAACCGAAGAUGAUGACGUGAAGAGCCAGCUUGAGAAGUUGUGGCAGGAGGUGAAUUUGCUAAAAGAGAUGCAGGCCUUGCAGACAGUGUGCCUCCGUGGCAUCAAAGUUCACAGGAAGUGCUAUCACACCGUUGAGGAACCCAAACACUAUCAUGAAGCGAACGAGGACUGCAUCGCGCAAGGCGGAACCCUCGCAACGCCGCGAGACGCCACCGAGAACAGCGACCUCCGAGACUACGCCAAGAGGAGUUCCCCGGGCUCAAAGGACUUCUGGAUCGGCGUGGCGGACAUCGUGAAAGAAGGCCAGUACGUCGACGUCAACAGUCAGCCCGUCGCCUACCUGAACUGGGACCGCUCCAAGAAGCAACCCACGGGAAGCAAGAGAGAGAGCUGCGUGGCUCUUUCGGUGGCGGCGCACGGCAAGUGGUACGACGAGGUGUGUCGCAGUUUGAAAAAGUACAUUUGUGAGUAUGUCAUUCCCUAA
Messenger RNA from Syngnathoides biaculeatus (alligator pipefish), 588 nucleotides. It is a transcript of the gene clec3a, whose product is annotated as C-type lectin domain family 3, member A. Lineage: Eukaryota; Metazoa; Chordata; Actinopteri; Syngnathiformes; Syngnathidae. Gene Ontology annotation, biological process: ossification. The record is from RefSeq and is a predicted model, not a curated record. The transcript is spliced from 3 exons. Bases 1 to 588 code for a protein of 195 amino acids.